AUGGAGUCGGCUCAGCACAACGGGCGUUUUUGGCCCUUAUCGCCCCGUUUGUGGCGUCGGAGUACCGAGUACUCAAAAGUAGUUUUCGAACCUCGACGACCGCCUACAUCGCCGAUCGAGAUAAGGAAAAAUAGAAUAGAUCUGACACCGGACCUGCUACGGUCUAGAAGUUUCAUCAAAGAUAAACUGGAUCAUUUGAACCUCGAAGAGGAGGUGGAAUAUGAAGAUAGUCGAAUCGAAGAGAAAAAACGAUGGAGUGUCGAGACAAAAAAACCUCCAAUUAAAGAAACGAAAAAAAACGAAGAAGUAGUAAAACUAAGGGCAAAGAAGCAGAGGCAUCCGCGACCAAACAGCCUACAAUUGUUACUGUGCCCAUCAAGCUCUGGUCAUUACAGCAGCAACACUUGGAGAUACACCAGAGUACGUUCCAAAAGCCAUGAGCCGGAGGGCGGCGGGCGGUGCGGCGACGGUCCUCUAGCGCGCGCGAUGCAGCCCGCGGCGCCGGGCGGCUCGCCCAAGCGUCAAGCUGCGUCUACACCAGCACACGGCGCAGCGGGCGACCAAUCCACGCUCAAAGUCCACUUGCCCAAUGGUGGGUUUAACGUGGUCAGAACCUCUCCGGACGAGGAUGUGCGCUCAGUACUUCGGCUCCUCGCGGCCAGGCUUGCCACUGGUGAGCGGGUGUAUGCCUCGUGCUAUGCGUUGAGAGCUAGAAGGCUUACUACUGGGAAGAUUCGAUGGAUCCAUCAGGACACGCCAGUAUCGGAGCUGAUAACGCGCUGGCCGGCCAGCGAGUGGCGGCUGGAACUCCGGGUACGCUACCUGCCCGCCAACCUGCGCGACCUCUGCGACGCAGACCGGGUCACAUUCCACUAUUACUACGACCAAGUGCGACACGACUACCUCAACGCCAAUCACCCCAUGGUGGACCAGGAUUUGGCGAUACAAAUAUGUUGUUUAGAAAUAAAAUACUUCUGUAAGGACAUGCAGAUAUCUCUGGACAAGAAGUCGAACAUAGAAUACUUAGAGAAGGAGUUCGGGCUGCACAAGUUCCUACCUAAAUCUGUAAUCGAAGCGAUCAAACCCAAAGUUCUCAAGAAAGCGAUACAGCAACAGUACAAAAAGGUGGCAAAUAUUAGCGACGUUGAAUGCAUGCUCCGCUACGUGGAAACGAUGCACACGCAUUACGGGUACGAUCGCGAAACGUUCACGGCAGCGCUCGGCGGCGGCUGGGCCAUACCAGUAGAGCUGGCAAUUGGGCCCGAUAUAGAUAUAUCGUAUGUGUCGCACAAAGCGGGCGAGCCACCGACGUACACAAAAAUCGCCUCGUUCAGCGAUAUUGUCGCGUUGCAGACGCUCAAAUCUAACUGCACGCAGCAGUCGCAGACACAGAGCGGUUCCUGUGGAAAAGCAGCGCUCCAGUUGCGAGUGAAAGGUGCCACGGAGACUCUCACAAUCACUUGCAGCAGCGUGGAGGCUGCAGAAAGUUUAGCGGACUUAGUCGACGGCUAUUGCAGACUAGUGACCGACUCGCAGACUUCGCUUUGGAACAGAACUACGGAAAUGAGUAGCAGUUCUUCAGAAGGCAAGACAAGCUCAUGGGAGGCGAACACAGCGACAAUACUCUCGGAGGACUACGCGGAAAUUGUUGACGAUGACGCUGAUUACUCCACUCCUGCAGUGCGCGACUACGAACUGGUUCGUAAUCAAAUCGAGCUCACUGGUAUCAUAGGAGAGGGGCAGUUUGGCGACGUUCAUAAAGGUACAUGUCGCGUGACCUCAGCCAAUCACCCGUCGCUUCGACGACAGCUAGCUCUUCAGAAACAAGAAGGUCGAAGUGUGGGCGGCGAGUUCGUACUACACGUCGCCGUGAAAACUUGCAAGAUGGACGCCGACUUGGAUACGGCGGAGAAGUUUCUGGAAGAGGCUUAUAUCAUGCAACAGUUUUCACAUCCGCACAUUAUUGGCCUAGUGGGGGUGUGUAGCUCCCCUCCUAUCUGGAUCGUCAUGGAGCUCGCCACGCUAGGGGAGAUGCGUGCGUACCUGCAACAAAACGCGCAUAGAUUGGAGACAUGUACAUUAGUUCUGUACAUCUACCAGCUCUCGACCGCGCUCAGUUACUUGGAGAGUAAAAAGUUCGUUCAUAGAGACAUCGCCGCUCGGAAUGUACUUGUAUCCACUGCGACUUGUGUCAAGCUGGCAGACUUCGGUCUAUCGAAACGAGUAGACGACAAGUCGUACUACAAAGCGUCCCGCGGCAAGUUGCCUAUCAAGUGGAUGGCUCCCGAGUCAAUCAACUUCAGACGGUUUACAUCUGCCUCAGACGUCUGGAUGUUCGGCGUGUGCAUGUGGGAGAUCAUGAUGCUGGGCGUGAAGCCGUUCAGCGGCGUGAAGAACAACGACGUGAUCGGCAAGCUGGAGAACGGCGAGCGGCUGGCGCUGCCGCCGCGCUGCCCGCCGCGCCUAUACUCCGUGAUGUCGCGCUGCUGGGCCUACGAGCCCUCGCAGCGCCCCACCGCGCACAGCCUCAAGGAGACGCUCUUCGAGGUGCUGCAGGAGGAGCGCAGCAGCGCGUGGGACACCAUGCGGCGCGAGAACCGUCGCGUAGCCGCCGCCUCGUGGGGCGACGAACCGCCGCCCAAGCCCAGCCGCCCGCCCGCCCACCUGCCGCCAGCACUGGAUUCGACGUCGAAGCAAGCGGCCGGCGCAGCCCCACAGACGUACAUCGUGGCUCAAAACCCGCUCGUUUUGGCCCACUUACUGAGGGAAAAUCAAACCCGAGCCAUCGACCCACAGGCCUACAACACACCAGCAUCGGUAUUCAACACCGUCGCCGUCGACUUCGCGCAAACUCUACCGGAGAACGACCUACCGAAAAUCAUCAAUCCCAAACCCGACGAAAUAAUCGACAUCCCCCUCCAAACCGCCCCCAUCCCGGCCGCGAGCCUCCACAAACUGGACCCUUUCGUCCCCGAAAAUGCCGAUGAAACUUUAACCGUUGUGGUCGGCGCACGAGAGAGUUGCGACAACCUGUGCCAGAAUACUCCCGUCUCGCCUCGGACAGACGUUUCUUCUCCGUGUCAGAACGAGACGGAUGUAUCGAGCGAUACGUAUCCGAGUCGAGUUAGAUCGUUAGAGCGCAAUACAAGAGGUACCUUAUCGACUGAACGGGCCCCUAUAAGAAUGGGUUCGCUCGAAAGAAACGCUAGAGGGAGUCUCUCUCAUCGAGGCUCUCCCGUCCCUAUCGCACCUUUUACGAGGCAGCAUUCCGUACCGGCAUCUCCACCUCCGAGGACUCGCAGAGAUCAAGAUGUAGGGCAGUUUUCUGUUCAAGGGUCACUCAACGCUCAGUUAGCGGCUAGUGUUAUGAAUAAAAUGCGACAGCAGCCGGACCCCCCAUUAGUGGAGGAGAUAUAUGAUUUUGGAGGUGAUAAUGUCAAAAGCUGCGUGGCUAUUGCUGCUCAAAAAGCAAUGAAGCCCGCCUAUCGCCCCGUUACGGCCGGCAUGGCAGCUUCUCACCCAACUUCUUAUGGAGUUCCCGUAGGAAUAGUCCAAGGUGUACAGUACGGUCAGGGGCCCAGCAAGGGUCACGGACAAAUUUCAAAGUCGAGCCACUUUAGGUCGGCGAGCCCUCUGCCACAAGUGUAUUCCGCUCAAAUGCCUCCAGGCUUCAACCAACCUAUGGGGGUUGUGCCGCCUAUGUCGUACGCUCCUCAGCAAAUAUACAGUUCAAAUGUAGUCCAAGGAGCUCAACCCAUGAUAUACAAGCCUCAGGUGUCUUCCUCGCAAUCCGCAAGCCAGGUCGCGCCCACUACCAGCUUUCCUAAUCAGAUUCGUCCACAAUUCGCUUCAGCGUCGUCAAUGGAUGCCCAAAGUAUAUACGCAUCGCGUCAAGAAUGCUCCCCCGUAGUACAGACAACGCCACAAACAACUCAACCCACUCAGAGUCCAGAAUUUGAUACGGAGCAAGCGGUAGAGAAGAGGUUGUUGGCUGAAUUGGCCCGACAACAGCAUCAGAGCGAAGAAGAUAGCAGAUGGCUUCAAAUGCAAGAAGAUAAUUUGAAGCGGCUAUCAAACGUUCAAGUGUCGGCAGAAUCUGAGCAGAGCACAGAACAGAAAUCGAUGGAACCUCAAAGUACAAGUGGACACGAAACUAGGACUAGUCAACCGCACUCAGGUGCAAAUUCCUCCGAGACAAGUCCGGCGAAUACUGUCAAAUCUAACGAAAAACCUUGCGAAGAAAAAGGCGCGGGCGAGCCCGUAUACAUGGCGACGACGCGCGUGGUGCGCGCAGUGAUGCGGCUGGCGCGCUCGCGAGGCGCUGCGCCCGACGCGCUGCUGGCCGGCGUACGUGCCGUCGGGCAUGAGCUGCGUGCACUCUGUGCCACAGUCGACCUGCUGGUGCUGCCCUACCCGCCCGCCGCGCAGAGGGAGGUUGAAAUGGCUCAUCAAGUGCUGAGUAAAGAUAUGGCGGCGCUUGUAGAAGCCAUGCGGCUUGCCAUACAGUACUCCAAUACUACAUUGCAGCAUGAGUACACCAAGAGUAUGCUUGCAGCAGCGCACGUACUAGCAAUGGACGCCAAAAACCUUCUUGAUGUAGUGGAUUGUAUUCGCGAGCGACAUCCCAACGUUGAUUGGCGAGCUGCCCUCGAACCCGAUCCUGGGAAAACGUCAGAUCCUACGCCAGCCCAACCCUCCAUACCCCAUAAUCAAACCCUCACCUCACAAAACCAAGUCUUCGCCGCCCAGUGCCAAACUUUCACGCCACAGAACCCAACUCUCAGCGCCCAGUCCUCGGUUCAGGAAGAAGACACGCCUCCACCAAAACCAGACUUCAAAAUCAAUCAACCGGUCACGACCAUACAAGUGACUCCAACGGAUCACCUCACCAAGGAGCACAACAGCCUCCCAGUCCCGUCCAACAGAGUAUCCACUAUAAUUCACAACUACAACCUCUAUGGGAACGUCAAAGAGCCGCAGCAUAUAUACGGCAACUCUGAGGUCGGGGGCUCGUUUCAGCAUUCGACACCGUGCGACGACUCCAAAAUCGACUUAGCCCCAUUGGAGUCUGUAAAGAGUCGCGUGCAAGCGAUAUCGGGCAAAAUUGAGACCCCGCCAAUUUAUUCCAUGAGCAAAAAGAUGAUCCCGAUCGACCAAGCCAUUGGGCACAGCGACCAGGGAUGA
Parnassius apollo (apollo) is the source of this 5184-nucleotide messenger RNA. The record is from the annotation of a GenBank genome assembly. Lineage: Eukaryota; Metazoa; Arthropoda; Insecta; Lepidoptera; Papilionidae.